Manis pentadactyla (Chinese pangolin) is the source of this 1230-nucleotide messenger RNA. It is a transcript of the gene CD9, whose product is annotated as CD9 molecule. The transcript has 8 exons. Gene Ontology annotation, cellular component: membrane. The coding region runs from base 133 to 816 and encodes 227 amino acids. Lineage: Eukaryota; Metazoa; Chordata; Mammalia; Pholidota; Manidae. The record is from RefSeq and is a predicted model, not a curated record.
GCGCUUUUUAAAAGUGCAGCCCCGAGGCCAGCCAGCAGCCGCCGGCACCUUGGUCCGAAACCUGAUCCCGUCAGUGCCGGCUGCGCGCCCCCGUCCCACACGAGUCCGGCCCAGGCCAGUCUAACCCGCACCAUGCCGGUCAAAGGAGGCACCAAGUGCAUCAAAUACCUACUCUUCGGAUUUAACUUCAUCUUCUGGCUUGCCGGGAUAGCAGUCCUUGCCAUUGGGCUAUGGCUCCGAUUCGACUCUCAGACCAAGAGCAUCUUUGAGCAAGAAAAUAACCACUCCAGCUUCUACACAGGAGUCUAUAUUCUCAUCGGAGCAGGUGCCCUCAUGACGCUGGUGGGUUUCCUGGGCUGCUGUGGGGCCGUGCAGGAGUCCCAGUGCAUGCUGGGCUUGUUCUUCACCUUCCUCUUGGUGAUAUUUGCCAUUGAAGUCGCAGCGGCCGUCUGGGGCUAUUCCCAUAAAGAUGAGGUGAUAAAGGAAGUCCAGGAAUUCUACAAGGACACGUACAACAAGCUCAAAGAGGGCAAGGACGAGCUCCAGCGGGAAACACUGAAAGCCAUCCACACCGCGUUGGACUGCUGUGGUUUGGCUGGAGGAGUGGAACAAUUUAUCUCAGACAUCUGCCCCAAAAAGGACGUACUCUCAACUAUAACGCUGAAGCCCUGCCCUGAGGCCAUUAGAGAUGUCUUCGAGAACAAGUUCCACAUCAUUGGCGCCGUGGGCAUCGGGAUUGCCGUGGUGAUGGUCUUUGGCAUGAUCUUCAGUAUGGUUCUGUGCUGUGCAAUCCGCAGGAACCGAGAGAUGGUCUAGAGUCGGCCUGCAGCCCUGAGCAGGAAGGUCUGCCCCUGAGGAUUGUUGGCUCUCUCCUUAGGGUUUUAUUUUUGGUCUUUUGCCACUAACUUUAGUAUUCAUUCCGCAUUUCUAAAACAAAAAAAAAGUUAUUUGGUUUGUCUUUUUAAUGCUUUAUUCAAUAUGGAUAUUUGUAGUUGAGAGAUUUGGGGAUUUGGUUUGCUUUGGUUUAUAUUCUUUUGGUUGGCUGUGUUUGCUUAUUAUGUUAAGCAGAAAUCCUGCCAUGAAAGGUACUAUAUUUGCUAGACUCUAGACAAAAGAUAUUGUACAUAAAGAGAUUUUUUUUCUUUAAAUAGAUUUUUUUAAAGUCUAUCAAAAUCAGGUUGUAAUUUAUGUUAAAGACAAUUUGAUACAUAAUAAAAGAUUAUGACAACA